GUUGACUGUUCAAAGAUGAAGCUGUAUCCUCUUCUUCUCUUGCUUUGUCUCUGCCAUCUGGGACUCACUGAAGAGCCCAGUCCAGCACCUACAAGUGUCAGUAAAGCAGAAGAAGGCGAGGCGUCAGAGGGUGACAGCUGUGGAGGAGCGUUCAGCCCUGAGGCACACAGGGCAAUAGGAAAGGCCACCGAGCAACUGGGUUUGCAGCUCCUGGAAAAUCUUCCUGUUAGUCCACAGCAGCCCAAUGUCAUCCUCUCACCGCUCAGUCUUGCUUUUGCCCUCGGUCAACUCACCUUAGGUGCUCGCACUGAGACAGAGAAGCUGCUACUAAAGACCCUUCACGCCCACGGUCUGGCAUGCUACCAUCAUGCACUGGGAAGCCUUGUACCUCAUUUUAGCCACACAUCAUUGGAGGUAGCGGCACGCAUGUACCUGAAGCCAGGAUUUAAAGUGAAGGCGUCCUUUGUUGAAGAGUCUCUGCACAGGUACAAAUCACAGCCUGUUCCUUUAGUCUCUAUGGACGAGGUCAACCAAUGGGUUGAGAAUGUUACCAAUGGACACAUCCCCAACUUCCUAGAAAGUAUUCCACAUGAUGUGGUGCUUAUGCUCAUGAAUGCUGUAUACUUCAAAGGUCAGUGGCAAACACAGUUUGACCCACAAGCAACAUCAAAGGGAGAGUUUUACUUGGACAGCCAGAACUCUGUGUCAGUGGACAUGAUGAAAUCUGUCCAGUACCCUUUACGCCUGAUGUAUGAUUCCAAACUGGAAGCACAGGUUGCCAGUUUUCCCUUCAAGGGAAACACCAGCUUCUUAAUCAUCCUUCCCAGAGGAAACCUGUUGUCAGUGCUUUCCAAACUAAACAUCUCCGACCUCUACAGAUCUCUACCUCAGGAAAAACUGAUGCAGGUGAACUUGCCUAAAUUGAAGCUGAAGUACCAAAAGGAGCUCCAGGCGGCUCUGACCAACAUGG
Messenger RNA from Haplochromis burtoni (Burton's mouthbrooder), 970 nucleotides. RefSeq names its product alpha-2-antiplasmin. NCBI's taxonomy places the organism in Eukaryota, Metazoa, Chordata, Actinopteri, Cichliformes, Cichlidae. Gene Ontology annotation, biological process: negative regulation of endopeptidase activity. The record is from RefSeq and is a predicted model, not a curated record. Gene Ontology annotation, molecular function: serine-type endopeptidase inhibitor activity.